AUGCGGGCAACAGCUUCCCUCGUCGUUGUCGGAAUUUUUUCGUCCCCGGUCUUUUCGGCCGCGUUUUCACCCCUCCAACUCCGGGCUAUCGCCGGUCAAGGCUGGUCCUUGCAGUCGGGAUCAUGCCCUUCCGAUACCCAGUCGUGCGGAAACGGGUCCUGCUGCCCUUCAACGUCACAUUGUCAAGCGACCGGUAACGGCGAAGUUGAAGCCUGCUGCCCUACAACAAGCAAUUGUAGGGGCAGUGUUGAAGGUGCUCCUAGUUGCGCGAGUCCAGCUUGGUCUUUGUGGACAGGAAGUUUCGGAAACGGAUUUUGUUGUGAGGUCGGUUUGACCGGAGCAUUUGUCAAUGGGGGAUCUGUUGCUGGAAUUUGUGUCACUUCCGUUCCCUCUGGAUACUCCACUGCUUCAUUGGCUAGCAAAGGGACAGGCAGUCCAGUCACAUCAGCUCCUUCGACAAAAUCUACUACUUCAGUCGCUCAGACAACGACUAAAUCCACUUCUACAACUACAAAAUCAACCGUGUCUAGUGGACCAACAUCAAGUACGGUGCCGAGAGCUGUAUUUGCACACUACAUGGUUGGCAGCAUGACUCAAGCAGAAGCAGUUCAGGAUGUCAAAGAUGCAAAGGCAGUAGGAUUCGAUGCUUUUGCGCUCAAUACACACGACAUCACGUCUUCUUGGGCACUGAACGCAUUGGGAUACCUGUUUGAUGCGGCAGAUCAGAACGGCUUCAAGCUAUUCAUUUCGUUUGAUAUGAGCUGGCGUGCCAUCACGCCUUCGCAAAUUCCUUCUUUCUUGCUCAACUACAUUUCUCGACCGUCAUAUUACACUAUUUCUGGUCGACCGUUUGUUAGCACAUAUGAUGGUGGCUAUAUUGCGAAUUCUGACUGGGUGUCGGGCUUUCAGCAGCCUCUUGUCUCCCAAGGCAUCAACCCAUACUUUGUUCCCAAUUUUGGCGAUUGGAGUGGUUGGCCAAACAAUUUCUUCUCGAAUUACCCCGUUGUAGAUGGUGCCUUUAGCUGGGAGUCGGCAUGGCCCGCUCCAGGUACCGCCAUCUCCAACGUGUCCGACAGCGUUGAUCAGAGCCUUUUCCAACAGGCGCGAGCAGUUAAUAAAGUAUUCAUGAUGCCUGUAUCUAGUUUCCAGUUCAAGUAUCUCGGCUCAGGACAAGACUGGUAUCGCAUUGGCGAAGUCAACCUACCACAACGGUUUGAGCAGGUACUGGCCCUGAAACCAGAUCUGGUGGAAUUAAUCACAUGGAACGACGCUGGAGAAGGCCAUUAUAUCGGCAACUUCUUCCAAGAACAGAUUGCAGGUUCGACUAUUGGGGACUAUGCCAACGGUUUCGACCACACCGGAUGGCAACAGCUGGUGACACCUUUCAUAAAGGCAUAUAAAAAUGGUGUAGCAACUAGCGGCAGUCAGAUUUUGCCUCCUGGAUCGGCUCCCGUCGGUUCGCUGUGGUAUCGUACGUUGCUGAAGAGUGCUAGCUGUUCACCAUCUAUCCAGAAUUACCAACAGGGCCAAGACACAAUUAACUAUGCUGUCUUGCUGCCCUCAAAUGGGUACACGAUUAAAGUGUAUAGUAACAACAACCUGAUUGGCAGAUUUACUGGCUCUUCGGGCCUUAACUAUGGUGCUGUUCCGGGAUUGAGUGUUGGGGGCGGGCAAUAUAUACAAGUUGUGAAUAGUGCCGGUUCUGUGGUUGCCUCAGCCACGGGUACAAAGCAAGUAUCAGCUCAGAGUUCCAAUGCGACUUGCAACUGGAAUUACGAGGUGGUAGGCUUUUCAUAA
This is a messenger RNA of Trichoderma virens Gv29-8, 1797 nucleotides long. Its product is annotated as glycoside hydrolase family 71 protein. Gene Ontology annotation, molecular function: glucan endo-1,3-alpha-glucosidase activity. Lineage: Eukaryota; Fungi; Ascomycota; Sordariomycetes; Hypocreales; Hypocreaceae. The transcript has 5 exons. The record is from RefSeq and is a predicted model, not a curated record. The coding region runs from base 1 to 1797 and encodes 598 amino acids.